Molecule: messenger RNA, 483 nt
Organism: Lachnellula hyalina
Lineage: Eukaryota; Fungi; Ascomycota; Leotiomycetes; Helotiales; Lachnaceae
Gene: RPL21A
Product: 60S ribosomal protein
Exons: 4
Coding region: 1-483 (160 amino acids)
Biological process (GO): translation
Cellular component (GO): cytosolic large ribosomal subunit; ribosome
Molecular function (GO): structural constituent of ribosome
Source: RefSeq, a predicted model, not a curated record
AUGGGUCAUCCAGCAGGUCUCAGAGCCGGUACUCGGUAUGCCUUCUCACGGCAGUUCCGCCAAAAGGGUAUGAUCAAGUUGUCUACCUACUUACGCCAAUACAAAGUCGGAGACAUCGUUGAUAUCAAGGCCAACGGAGCUGUCCAGAAGGGAAUGCCCCACAAGGUUUACCACGGAAAGACUGGUGUCGUCUACAACGUUACGAAGAGCGCAGUCGGUGUCAUCAUCUACAAGAAGGUGAAGCACCGUUACAUCGAGAAGCGCGUCAACCUCCGAGUCGAGCAUGUCUCCCUUUCCCGCUCCCGAGAAGAGUUCGUCCGCCGAGUCAAGCAGAACGCAGAGUUGAAGAAGAAGUCGAAGGCUGAGGGUACCCACGUGCAUUUGAAGAGACAACCGUUGAUGCCACGCGAGGCGAGAACCAUUUCGAUGAAGGAUAACGUACCGGAGACUGUCUUCCCAAUCGCUUACGAGACAACUAUCUAA